Molecule: messenger RNA, 7742 nt
Organism: Oncorhynchus gorbuscha (pink salmon)
Lineage: Eukaryota; Metazoa; Chordata; Actinopteri; Salmoniformes; Salmonidae
Exons: 8
Coding region: 596-4597 (1333 amino acids)
Source: RefSeq, a predicted model, not a curated record
CUCUAUCGUUUCACAACAACUUUUUUCUGUCGGAAUGUUAUUGUACUUUGAGCUGAUUUGAUGGGACUUGUCCAGUUUCAUUUUUUUUUUGUUUCCCGAAAUUGUAUGGAUUACCAAUGUUUCGUUUCGUUAACUUUUAUCGGGAAAACCGGGUUUUGUAAUUCCACCGUAUCUAGUAGCAGUCAGUCGACGGUCACCUGUCUACUGCUAACGGUUGUGCCGGUGAAGUAAGCCGUAGCCCAGCAUGAGCCCCUCUGACUGAGACGCAAGCACGUCUAGUGUUUUGCCAAACAGCUGAUAGCUUUCAUCAGUUAAAGCCAUGCCUGACGAGUGAAGUUACCUAUUUGCUCACAGAAAAACAACAGCCGACAUGUCUCUCCAUGUAGCUUCCUCCCUGUGCAUCCUGCUGGAGUAACCCCCCCCCCUCAACGACUUCCAGAUAGGCUCUACUGCCCUGUCCCCUCUCCACACCACCGCCCCACCACGACUUCCAGAUAGGCUCUACUGCCCUGUCCCCUCUCCACACCACCGCCCCUCCAUAUCCACCGGUCACAAUGCCGCUCCACCUCAGAAUGGCCAACACCUGAAUAUUCCCAUGCGUCCAGUGAGCGACGAGUUGGACGGUCCUGCUCCUCUUGAAAGCUUCUCGUGCCCCCUAACCCCAGUGGGCCCCCUGCCUGCCGCAGAGAUGUCCCUGCUUCACUCACUGGGCCCAGUGCAGAGCUGGCUGGGCCAGGAGCUGGAGAAGUGCGGGAUCGAUGCAAUGGUCUACACCCGCUACGUCCUCAGCCUGCUCCUGCACGAUAAUUACGACCUGCAGGAUCAGGAGAACGACAUCUUGUUGGGCUGGGAGAAGGGAACUGGGAAGAAAUGGGCCAAGUGUAAGAAGAAAGGAGGGACGGAUCUGAGUCUGGAAGAGAUAAAGAAACAAGCCGCCGUGCAGUGUCUGCGUUCAGCAUCUGAUGAAAACUCUGGAAUUGAGAGCCUGGUUGAGGAGCUUUGCUCCAAACUCAAGGACAUCCAGAACAAACAGAAAGAAGAUAAACAGCUCAAGACAUCUGAUGGAUCUCAGUCUCCCGAAGGAGUUGAGUCUCCUUCCUCAAAGGACCAGGUUGAAAUGUAUUAUGAAGCCUUUCCUCCUUUGUCAGAGAAAUCUGUUUGUCUCCAAGAGAUCAUGACGGUGUGGAACAAGGCUAGAGCCAUUGCUUACUCCGGUUCCUCGUCUUCCGCGGCCCCACAGACCAGCACCGACACCUCCUCCCCGAAAGAUUGCAACAGUGACGGUGAAGCUGCUAAGGAGAAAACCCCUGAGGCAUGCAGCACUAACCCAACCAGCCAGAGAACCCAGCAGAGACGCAGCAAGAAGGAGAAAGACAAACGAUUCCAUGGGGGCGCAACAGCAGAGGACCGAGCCACCGUCCAUGGCAAGAAGCAGGUGAGGCACAGGUCAGAGGGCAAGUAUCGCCCUCGUUCCUGGUCCUCUGGUUCUAGUGAGGCUGGCUCGAGCUCCAGCGGGAACCAGGGCGACUCCAAGACUUCCAGCAGCAAGGCGGGCAGGAUCAGGCACAGGUCCAAGGAGGUGUUCAGCAGGAGUAAGAGGGGGUGCCACAGUGGACAAGUGAAGCUGGCUCUGAAGGCUGUCGACAAAGAGGAGCGGCGGAAUGCUGGAGGCAGCAGCAGCAGCAGCGCCGCUGGAGGCCCUGUGAGGCAAACGCAGCUCUACAAAAAGGGGAGAAGACAGCUGAAGGAAAUUGGAAAAGAUCCAGGCUGGUGGGAAGAAAAGGAGUCUGGAGCUGAGGCCAGCAAAAAAAAGGAGUACAUGGAGGAGCCCCUGUGGUACACGGAGCCCAUCACAGAGUAUUUAGUACCUUUCAGUAGCAGAAGGAGCAAACUGGAAACAAAGUACCGGAGCAAGGUGGACUCCCCAGACGACUCGACUACGUCCACCGACUUCGGAAGGCUGUCUGAGAGAAUGCAAGGCAUCUGCAUUGCCAACACAAGCUUCCAGAGGGCUUAUCUGGCAGCCGGCACCUUUGUCGACGGGCACUUUGUUGAGGUGCCGGGUGACGCAGAUGAGGAUGCUACCGAACUCAACGGGACCUCAAGCUGCCCGCCGCCUGAGGAUAGUAGAGGGUUAGAUGAUGAGUAUCUGUCCGAAUUCACCCACUUCUAUGAAGUCGAUAUUUAUCAAUCCAUAUUGGAUCCUAGUGCCUCAGACUUGGUACAAGAGAGUCGAAUCUUGAACAUGAUUCGACAGAAGAGUGAAGAGCAAAGAGACUUUGAGGCAGAAUGUUGUUUAGUGUUAGAUGGCCUUGAGCUGCAAGGGGAAAGUGCAAUAAGGAUGGGCUGUCUGGAUGCUUUGGGAAAUGAUGGGUUCUUCAUGCAGGAUUUGGAAAACAUGGCUCGGUUCUGGGCAUGUUAUUCAUCUAGCUCUGAAGAUAUAGAUGGAGAAAGCUUUGCAGGGGACUCUCCCGUUCAGCUCUCCCCUGCUUUGGACGGCGUUCCAUUCACCAUCGGCACGCUGCCUGGAAACCUUGAGGAGCCUCAUCUCCCAGAAGCCACCAGUGAAGCUCCUGGUCUGAACUCCUCCUGUUUGUCUCUUUUUGAGCUGCAGUACGAUAGCCCAACUCUUCCUUUUGUCCCCGUUGGUCACGAAAACAACACAGAUUCAAGUAGCUGUCGAGAUCCACAUUGUAACAAGCAGUCUCGUUUGUUAAUAUGGACCAAAAAUAGUGCCUUUGAUGAAACUGAACACUGUUCGAACCUUUCAACGCGAACCUGCAGUCCGUGGUCUCAUUCGGAAGAGACGCGUUCAGACAAUGAGCACAUAAACGUUCAAACAGAGGAGUCCGCUCUAAUUGGCAAUGAAGAGAUUAAUUGUAUAAUCCCUCCCAUCUCUGGUGCAUACCUAGAGGAAGAAAUCCUGGACUUUUUACAAGAAAACAAUGGUCACCAGUGCGAGGAAGCCAAUGUAGGCCCUGUGUCCAAUCCGACCAUCGCAAAGAAAUCUAAAUUGGAGUCAAUUUGUGGAAUAGCGUUAGAACGGGACGAGAGCAAGCAGUACGACGCUGGCAUGUUUUCAGACGACUCAAACCAACCGAGUGACAACUACAGCUCAGGGAUAAUAAAGGACAUUUGGACGGCCGUCGGAGAUGGGGACCUCCUACUAUCACUAGGAGAAGAGAAUCCAGGCGAGGGCUUGUUUUCCCAGGAGUCGAGCAGCUACCUUCUCGACUUGCAGACCAAGGAAGAUGAUCCCGCCCAAGGGCCUCCGAAGAAGGCAGUGCAGCGCUCCGAAUACCACCUGUGGGAAGAAGGCAAGAAUGAAGCGCAAGCCCUCCUGGAUAAAAAACGGCUCUCGAAGAUGAAUGCUUCCGGGGAUUACAUGACGCCGUCCAAUCCCUGGGACGUGAACCCUGAGAAGGACAACAGGUCGUUCAUCCUGGGAGGAGUGUAUGGAGAGCUGAAGACGUUCAGCAGUGACCAGGACUGGGCCGUGGUGCCACCAGGCGACGCGAAAGGCAGCCUUCUACAGUGUGCCACUGCUGCCGCCUCGUCCUCUGGCUCAGACGUGGUAACUAUUGCUGGUACAGACCGUGUGUUCAUGAACACAGGCAGCUGCUUUGCCUCCGGCCACAAGCCCCUCUGGAGGCCCCUGGUCUCCUUCGGGCAGAGUGACCAGGCUACUAAAGGAGGUGAGGAUGGAUCGAAUAAGGGAUUUUCUUUUAUCUUCCAUGAAGAUUUACUCGGAUCCUGUGCAGGCUUCCGUGGUGAGGAGCCGGGGAUCGACUACCCGUUUGCGUCCUUUGAUCUGAACAAUCCGUUCUCUCAAGUCCUCCAGGUCGAGUGCUCCUUUAAUCCUGAGGAGAUGGCUUCGUUCAGCCCGGGGUUCAAGCCCAAAUCUAUAUUGUGCUCGGACUCGGAGAAUGAAGCUUUCCACCCACGGCUAUACGGCAUCAACCGGACCACCCAGUACAGGGCUAUCCGCAUCUCCCCCAGGACUCACUUCCGACCAAUAUCAGCCUCGGAGCUGUCGCCCGGCGGAGGGAGUGAGUCCGAGGUUGAGUCCGAGAAAGAAGAGAUGAGUGUUCCCGUCUUGGCCCCGCCGGAUGUCUCCGACGACCCUCAGGCCGACCUCAAACCACUUGAGGAGGAUGCAGAAAACGAGGGCCCGUGCUACGGGAAGUCAGAACUGCAAUCUGGGAAAUUCCUGCCCAGAUUGAAGAAGUCGGGCAUGGAGAAGAGUGCCCAGACCUCACUGGAUUCUCAGGAGGGCUCUAGCACCCUCCUGCCAAUCGCUGAGCAGGAGACUUGCUUGGACUGCGAAACAGCAAGCGCACAGAUGGAUGUCCCAGUCGACAAGAUUCAGGAAGAAGAAUCUUGCAGAGAAAAGGAAGCAUGUAAAUGUGCUGCAGCUGGUCAGAGUCCCACAUAUGGGAAAACCUAUGACUUCGUUGAAGAUUUGCAUGAGUUCCCUCUAUUAAAUAUUAGCGGACAGGGACUAACUGGUAUCCAGCAAGAUGAUUGCUGGUGGCAGAACACAAUCUGUUCCCCACUUUUCCCUGGACCUCAGUGUACAGGGAGCAGCAACAUCUGAGCAGGCCAGCUCUGUGGCGAGGAAGCCCAUCGUCAGGAAGAUUUGGCCUCUUCUCCUUUGACUGCACCUCUACUUGCAAACAUAUGGGGGGGGGGGCUCGCGACUUAGAAACAAUAGGCUUCUGGACAGAGGAACCCUUCUACAUCCCACCCUUAACCCUGCUGAUUUUCAUUUUACUAGAGUCUUGUGUAAUCAACAACAACAAAAGAGGCUGCAAGUAGGAAACACUCGAAUAUGUUCUACAUGUCUCCAUGUGAUGUCAUAUCUGAGGACGUAUGCAGUUUAGAUUUGGGUUUUAGUCGAUUCUUCCAGACACAAUUCCGUCUUAAUUAAAGAGUCAAUUAGAUAUUAGGGACAGUCUUGUUUUUUCUCUCCAUUGGUUUUUCACAAUUCUUUAAAAAAAUAUAUUUUAGCUUUUGACCUAGGAUACUGGUAGUUAUGGUUUCCGAAUGGUUGAGCAUGUUGCUGUCCUAAUAGUCUCACUCCUUAUUUUCUAGUGUAACUGCUGCAGUUUCCUUCAUCCGACUGGGAUGCCUCUCUUCAUAACGUAUGAAAGCGCUGCGUUUGUGUCUGUGUUUCUCUUCAUCCCUAUCAUUUAGAAAGAAGGUGGACAUUUUUGAGUAGCGUGUGUGCCUUUUCUGACUGAGGGAAAGAAUGUGUGCAUCUUACCUCUCAAAUCUGUAUCAAAGACACACACACAGACACAGACACAGACACAGACACAGACACAGACACAGACACAGACACAGACACAGACACAGACACAGACACAGACACAGACACAGACACAGACACAGACACAGACACAGACACAGACACAGACACAGACACAGACACAGACACAGACACAGACACAGACACAGACACAGACACAGACACAGACACAGACACAGACACACAGUGUGCAAAGUUGCUCUAAAUGAGUAUGAUUUUGGGUGAUUGUCUGAUUUUCAGAACCUUAGUAGUAGACACAGUAGAAAUGGUUUGUAAGGUAAAAAAGUCAAAUCAACCCCCCCCCACCAAAAAAAAAUAUAUGUUAAAAGUACAAAACUGCUGUUAAAUGCAAAAAGCAACAAAAAAACAUUGUUCAGCUCAAUUUGGGGUGUAAUGGCCCUGAAACAAAAAUAUUUAAUUAUAGCCAUUUCUACAAAGGCACCGAUUUGCAGCAAUUGAAAGGUUUUUUUGUGAACUCCAUAGUCCAAACAAUUGGCGCUAUGAAUAUGUUGACAGUUCUGUAGCAGUUUCGAUAUUGUGGCUGUGUAAUGUAGAUCCUGUAGUUUGUUUGUCGUUGCAGAAUGGAGAAAUCGGUUGAUCUUUUGGCGAAAAUAAUUGUGAUUUUGAUAGUCCUCGCUUUGACUUGGUUUUCAUUUUUAAAGAAGAGUUAAGUUUUUAAGAACUUUUAACUAGUAAGUUAACUGACCUGUAAUAACAAUGGGAAUAAAUAGUUAUUUGAUUUAAAUCUUAUCAGAUUGAGUCUAUUACAGAUAAUAGUGUCAGUGUGUUCAUCCUAUUGUAAGGUCUACAGUAGAAGCAGGAUUUUAAAGACAAUGUAUCUCUAUCCAGACACUACUUAACUUAAAAGAGAGUAAUAUUAAACAUUCAAGGAAAAGGUGGUCAACCCAAAAUAAUAAUUUGAUGCAUAAACUAGGUUUAAUCAGAGGCCCGACGACGUUUGAGUGAUUGUUUCUGUCGCCUGUGCAUUGACUAUUAAAUCCUGAGUUAACGCACACUUUUAGACGAAAUGCAUUUUGUUUUCCAUGUGCGUUGUUUAUCUUUAUCACUGCAGUGGUUUAUUUCGGUUUUUGGUUCCCUCCUUCCACUUAAAAAUAUUUAGUUUUUCGUCCUCAGAAAACCGAGGAAUUGAAGCACAGUUACCAUCCCUCCAUGUUCUCUUGUGACGCAUCUGUUAUGCAGUCCAACAAUGUGUCCGCCAACAAUGUGUGCACACUGGUUCUAAUGCACUGUCACAGGGCACAGGGUCUCCAUUGUGAGCACAGUCAUUGAUCCUAAGUUUUUAUUUGAUUUUUUUUAUUGUUAUUAUUCAUCGACCCCUUAAUGGACAGCCGUAUCUUGAGUUGGUUUGGAAAAUGGCAUAGUCGAUAACAAUCCAUUUCAAUAUGCCAGGGCCUCAGUCUGCCCCAUAAUUGUGGUGUGGUGUUCUUCACUUGUGUUAAACCGAUUGAAACUUGAAUGAAAGACUGCUCUGAAAAAUGUCAGGCUACUUUCAAUUGUAAUUUAUUUAGACUGUUGUCAGUCACUCAGGAAUACUUAAAUACUAAAUGUUUUUGUCAAAGUAGGUGGAAAACACUUAAUUCUGUGGCAGUGCAUCAGUACAUUCAUUCAAUCAUUAAUUUAUUACUGAAACUUUAUUUGAGGAAAAAAUAAACAGGCUUUUAUUAAUCCCAAGCUUCCUACAGAGUUAAUUGUACAGCACCAUAGUUUUAGAGCUAAGCCUGACCGAGCCGUUUUGAGAUUGCUUAAGCAAUGUGAGGGGGACCUUUCAUGGUCCUCGGUCAUAUGCAAUCUUGGCGCAUGCGAACUUUUAAACAUUCAAGUGUACGUGGAGGAAAGUCACUCCGUUUAUUUUGCAUGACUUAUUUUUCAGUACAGGAGAGCUGAGACAAAGAUUGAACUGUUAUGGAGUGUCUUUACAAAUAAGAGCAGCAUGUCAACACCACACUCCAUCGAAGUUAAAUUAAACCGGUUUUGUAUAUGACAAUACGUACAGGCCAGGAUAAAGCAGUGACUUAUUUUUUAUUUAAUUUUUACUUUGUGUGUAGAUGUGUGCGAGACAGAGUCACAGCACCUACAUGGGAGUUUGAAGGAAAUGCAUUCAUUUGUUUUUCUGUUUAUAUAUCGAGGGGAAGUUGAGAAUGCAUCGAGGGCGAAUAUGCAUUUUGAAACUACAUUGACAAAGUUUAACCUUGAGUUUUGCUUGGUCUGAAGGACAUAGCAUAUCCGGCACUGAGAACCAGUUUUCCUAGUCUCGUCAUUCCUACCAGAUGACACCCUCCCUUUGUCCCUCAUCCUCAACUCUCAUCUGUCUCAAGUGGUUGUAUUGUUCUAAUUUCAUGUACACCCUGAGUAAAUUAUUUUGUUUCAUUGUGGAGUUUCUUAACAUCUAAUAAAGGAAUAAACCAAAUCA